AUGUCCAUCAAGGUUGCAAGCCACGGUCUCCUUCCCGUCGAGCUCAAUGGGGGAAACCAAAAGAGUGGUGAUGAGAAUGAGGCCAAGUUGGAGCCUGAACCAACUGAAGUGGAUCGGAGAGGGACUGGUGGGUUGUCUAAGAGGCAUGCCCGCCACAAUACCGGAGCUGGGAAUGAUGACGCCUCACCUCAACAACAGGGGAGGCUGUGGGCAAAGGAUCGGUCGGGCACGUGGUGGAUGCAGUGCAACAACCCUGAUUACCUGGAAGCCAAAUUCCGCAGCCAUUUCCGGAUGGGUCAGGACACCUUUGACAUGAUUUGUCGUGAGUUGGGCUCUGUCGUUGCCAAGGAGGACACCCGACUUCGCCCCGCCAUUCCCGUACGAAAGCGUGUUGCCAUCUGCAUCUGGCGCCUCGCCACUGGUGAGUCCUACCGAGCCAUCUCUGACCGCUUCGGCCUUGGCGUCUCUACCUGUCACAAGAUCGUACUCCAGGUCUGUGCCGCCAUAAAAAAUACGCUCAUGCCCCGCUUUAUUCGUUGGCCUGACAGGGCCCCUGCCUUCGAGGGCAGCUUUGAGUCCAUCUCUGGCAUCCCGAACAUCAUCAGUGCCAUGUAUACCACCCACAUCCCAAUCAUCGCGCCAGCACCACAAUUCAAACCCAUGUCUUACUACAAUAAUUUUCAGACGGAGCGCAUCAAAAAGACUUCCUACUCCAUCAUCCUCCAGGGGGUCGUUGGCCCUGACGGCACUUUAACUGAUAUAUGCAUUGGUUGGCCUGGCUCCAUGACCGAUGAUGAGGUCCUUAAAAAUUCAUCUCUGCAGCAACGCGGCAACAGUGGCAUGAUGGCUGGCUCCUGGGUGGCUGGCGGCUCUAACUACCCCCUGAUGGAUUGGCUUCUCGUCCCAUACACGGUCCAAAACCUGACGGACGCACAACACGCCUUCAACGAGAAGGUCACAAAGCUCCGUCACGUGGCCGUGGACGCCUUUGCACGGCUCAAGGGACGGUGGGCGUGCCUGCAAAAGCGCACAGAGGUGAAGAUUGAUGACCUCCCUGCCGUAAUCAUAUGUGAGGUGAACGGGGAGGAGAUGGAUCUGGAGCUGCGAUGUGAUGUCAUCGACGAUGAGAUUAUGCCAAAGAACCUUGUGUGUUCUGAGAGCGCCAGCAAGGCUAGAGACAAGAUCGCACACAAGCUCUUCUAUCAUGACCUGGGUGAUACCACCUUUUGA
Brachypodium distachyon (stiff brome) is the source of this 1230-nucleotide messenger RNA. Its product is annotated as protein ANTAGONIST OF LIKE HETEROCHROMATIN PROTEIN 1-like. Lineage: Eukaryota; Viridiplantae; Streptophyta; Magnoliopsida; Poales; Poaceae. The coding region runs from base 1 to 1230 and encodes 409 amino acids. The record is from RefSeq and is a predicted model, not a curated record. The transcript has a single exon.